Messenger RNA from Spodoptera frugiperda (fall armyworm), 3804 nucleotides. It is a transcript of the gene dmrt99B, whose product is annotated as doublesex- and mab-3-related transcription factor A2. The record is from RefSeq and is a predicted model, not a curated record. Gene Ontology annotation, cellular component: nucleus. Lineage: Eukaryota; Metazoa; Arthropoda; Insecta; Lepidoptera; Noctuidae. Gene Ontology annotation, biological process: sex differentiation; regulation of transcription by RNA polymerase II. The transcript has 4 exons. Gene Ontology annotation, molecular function: protein binding; DNA-binding transcription factor activity, RNA polymerase II-specific; RNA polymerase II cis-regulatory region sequence-specific DNA binding. The coding region runs from base 359 to 1495 and encodes 378 amino acids.
GCCUCUCAUCUUACAACAUUUUAUAUAACCGGAUGAUACAACAUAUACAGUUAACAGUACAGAGCGAGCGGGACGGCGGUAUACGUUUGUAUACAGUGUGUCGUUUCGCUCUCGUUCCGUCUCUGUCACGCGGCGCGGCAGCAACUGUUCGCUUGAAAAUGAAUCAACAGUGUUCGAAACAACUCGCCGGAGUGUGUCGCCUUAACUGUAACGUUCGCGUUCCACAUUCGAAUUGCUAUUCUUUUUUUGAAAUUUAAAAUUGUAGAAUAGUGUUGUUGCAUAAUGUUGUUGUUGUGUCAGUAGUUGCGCGGUAGUUGCAGUUGUCAGUUGAUUUAGUUGCAGUUGGAUUGUUAUUUUGAUGGAAAUGUCUCUCCCGAACGGUGUGGACGUGUCUCAGCUGGUGCAGCACCCGGUGCUGGCUGCACUGCCUCCCUUCUUCCUCAGAGCUUCCGAGAGAUAUCAGUCCUCCCUGCCUCACCAGCGGACGCCGAAGUGCGCGCGCUGCCGCAACCACGGCGUGGUGUCGGCGCUGAAGGGCCACAAGCGGUACUGCCGCUGGCGCGACUGCGUCUGCGCCAAGUGCACGCUCAUCGCCGAGCGGCAGAGGGUCAUGGCUGCACAGGUGGCGUUACGUCGCCAGCAGGCGCAGGAGGAGAACGAGGCCCGGGAACUGAACCUGCUGUACGCGAGCCAGACGUCCACUGCACCACACCACUACACCGACAUGCCUGAGGACUCACCAGUUCAGAAGCGCGCCCGCAUCACAGAAGUCUGCUCCAGUCCAUCACCACCGACAGAGUCACAACAAGAAUCAAAAACCCCCGCCCCCACCCCACCACUCGCUACCCCUCCCCCGCGCUCGCCUUCAGACCACGAACUAAACGUAGAAGAAGAACUAGAAGAGACAGAACCUUCACUAACACCUGAAAACCUUUCAAUGAAGGAGCAAAGAGAAGAAGUUCCCGUCAAGAAGGAGGAAGAAGACAAAUGGGACAACCCUGACUUCAAGUACAAGAUGUUCAGACGAGAGAGGAAGGAGACGGUAGAGACUGUCACCGAAGACCCUUCUCCGUAUCAGAAGUCGCCGGUAGAUGUUCUAAUAAAGGUGUUCCCGAGACGCAGUCGGCAGGAGAUUGAAGGGAUCCUGGCGAGGUGCAAGGGGGACGUGGUGGCUGCCAUGGAGAUGAUGAUCAACGGGGAGAACGCGAACCCUUACCAGGUGACCCAGGAGUCGCCUCCAUACAUGCAGUAUCAGUCGAAAUCUGCCUUCUCUCCUCUAUCGAACCAGAGCUUCAAGUUCUCUCCAUCGCGCCGGUUCCUCACACCGCCGUACAGUGGUACUGGGUACCUGCCGACAGUGAUCCGACCUCCUCCUGAGUACCUGUCCUCGUUCAUGCCUCCCUCCGAGCUCAUGUAUGGCAGACAGCUGCAAGUUCCAUCACCAGGGACCUCCCCAACCUCUGACAAUACGAAUAACGACGGGUUUUCUGAUUAGGGGUACCUGAAAUAUUGGACUGUGCUGUAAUGCGUCAAGGGGGUUUAGUGUGUCACAGCUGCUAACAAGUCCUUGGAAGAAGGUCUUUAAAGGGAUCUGCGGUGACGCGUGACGUCACAAGGCUGUAGUGUAGUGCUGUGUCAAAGACUUUGUUCGAUAUCAUAGUCACUUUGUUUUAGUAUACAGCUGCUAUACAUCUUGAUACUUUCGGAAUAUAUAGGCGACUGUACAAGGCUUAAAAAUGUUUGUAGCGACUCGAUUAGUAUACACUAAAUUAAAUAUUAUGUUAUUAUUUUAAAAUAUAUUACGGACAUUCAUCUAAAUUCUAUGUAAAUAACGAUUUCUAUAUGAUAUUCUCUUAAAUAAAAAUGAUUUUAUUUUUAUUCUUAUCUCUUAGUGAUUAAAGUUUAAUUUUCUUUACAAGUAGAUAUUUAAAAAAAUAUAAGUUAUGAUGUAAUGUAAAUAUGACGUAUUUGCUCGCUUAUACUCGUAAAUGACUAGAUUAUCGUAAUUUUAUAAAGUAAACACUACCUUAUGUACUUAAUAGUAUAGUUGAGAUUUACUUGUAGCAUUUGUCGUAGAGUAGGGAAAUAGAGAGUAGCGUGCAACGCUGCGAUGUAUAAACAUGUACAUACAUACAUACAUAAUGAUAUACCUAGAUACGUAUUAAUAAAUUAAUAAUGUAGUCAAGUACCAACACUAAUAGGUCGGCGAUUCAAUUUAAUUAGGAAUUUAUUUGGAAUAUUUUAUUAUUACGCUUUCAUAUGUGUCAUAAUAUUAUAUUGGCGUGCAACGUGUCGCGGGUUCGAUUCCCGCGUCAAUAGUAUAUAUAUAUUAUAUUCAAAGUAAAAUUACCAUUAUCAGCCCGGUGUCUCACCCUCUUGCCUCAGAAAGUACGUAAAGCUGUUGGUCCGGCACCUGACCUCUCUUCAGUGGUGUCGGUCUGCCGUCCCAUCAGGUUCAGAGAGUGCGGGACACAGAGAACACCUGUGUUGGCACUCACACUUGUGUAUUAUAAUAUCUCCUGUGUAGUGACUGUGUAGUGACCGAAAUCGAUUAGGGAUCGACUUUAUUUUUGUUGCGUUUCAAAUCAAGCUUAUGGAAUGGUAUUUGAAUGUAUAAUUUGUGUUAAUUCUCACAUUAUUUUGUAACAAAUUGAUUGUGUGAACAUUAUAUAACUACAGCAUUCGUAAAAUGAUUUAAUAUUAAUCCAAAAUGUUCUAUUUUAUUAAUAAACCUUUGAAUUAAUUGUAUAAUUAUCUUUCUCUUGAUCUAAUACAUAAUAAUGUAAAUAAAGAAACUCUGAAUAGAAAUAGAUGUAUACCCUUAGUACGAGUUUGAUUUGUGUUGAACGAAAACAAAACGAGAACGCGUUCGGCGCUCUGAUUGGCCGGUGCGAAUGAACCAACCAAUCAGAGCGCCAAACGCGCUCUCGUUAAACGUAAAACAAACUCGUACUAAGCCCUCUGAUAUGAGAUUAAUUGAAUAGAAUCUGUAUAACGAAUAAAUAAAUAGAUUUUUAUUAAGUAAUUUUAAAUUGUACUUAGAGUUUAGUAGUCAACCUCUUAUAUUUUUGGUAUAAAAUGUUAAAUUAAACUAUUCAUGCGUCUAAAACCUUUUCUAUUUAUACAACGUUUAAGUAAAAGCAUUGAAUAACUGAAAGAGGUUUUAAUACGUUUAUGAAUACAGUGCCCGGCAAUAAAUAUUGCACACUUUUGGAAAUAGGUAAUUUUGUAAAUUAGAACGAUCAACAAAAUUUAAUUAGAACGAGAAAAAGAAAAACUUUUUCAAUAUUGUUACAAUUUUAGAAGAAUACUCAGUACAUAAUCAUAGGAGGUAAACCCGGUGAUUAAACUAAGGGUACACGAUUCGCAUUUGACGAAUGCAUGCAACCUACAAAUGACGAUAAGCGCGUUUAACGUUAGCGCUUGUAGGACAGUUUUCAUUGUUUCUAAACAAGAUAUAAUUAUUUGUCACUUGUAGGCCGCAUGCGGUCAUUUGUAGGUUGCAUGCAUUCGGCAAAUGACGCUUUAUAGAAAAUGCGCCUUAGCAAAUUGUCUCUUUCCAAAAGUCAAUGUGCAGUAUUUAUCGCCGGGUACUGCCCUACAGUUAAUUUAAAACUCUAUGUAAUACGUAUUAACGAUGAUAUUCGAAUGAAAUACUCGGUAUGGUUUAGUGUUCAAUAGUUAGCUAAUGUUAGUUAUGUGGUAACUGUACAUACUAGGCAUAGUCCCGUGUUUACUCGCAACUAGAACACAUUGAUACUGUACUGUAACAUAAUAAAUAAACGUGCUCAAUAAAUCAGUACA